Messenger RNA from Vicia villosa (hairy vetch), 1119 nucleotides. RefSeq lists its product as uncharacterized. Lineage: Eukaryota; Viridiplantae; Streptophyta; Magnoliopsida; Fabales; Fabaceae. The transcript is spliced from 2 exons. The record is from RefSeq and is a predicted model, not a curated record. Bases 1 to 1119 code for a protein of 372 amino acids.
AUGGGUGAUUCAAAGCGAUCAGUUAAAAAUAAGGCACAAGUUGAGGGAUCAAUUUGUGCACAUUAUAUACAUCGCGAAACAUCACAUUUUUGCUCUCAUUAUUUCAAUCACAUGAUGUUGUCUCCAAGAAUCAUAAGGAAUGAAGUUAACUUCAGUGAAAGAAGUCAAUUUACCUUAUCAGUUUUCGGUCGUCCAGGCCGUCCCGCAGGGAAGAAGAGUGAGCAUUGGCUUUCACAAAAAGAAAUGCAAUCUGCUCAUGUUCAUGUGCUGAUUAACUGCGUUGAAGUUAAACCAUAUCUUGAGGCAUUUGGUACCUACUAUUAUCAAAGCACAGGCGAACAACCAUCGACUGGUUACACACAUGCCUAUUUUCCAACAUGGUUUAAGCAGCAAUUAUCAUGUAUUGUUACACUAAGUCCUGACUUAAUACAUUUGCGAAAUUUGUCUGAAGGCCCUAGUCAACGUGUAAAUGAAUGGCACACAUAUUUUGUAAACGGUUACAAAUUUCACACUGAGGAAUGGAGUGUAGGGAAGAAAACCGUAAACAGUGGUGUAGUCGUAAAAGGAGUUACAGAGGGUGGUGAGGACGACUUCUAUGGGGUUAUCACACAUAUUUACGAGUUGGUUUAUAAUUAUAUGGACUCGGAAAAUAAAGUUGUCUUAUUUUAUUGUGAUUGGUAUGAUCCAUCUUCUAGAGGAACAAAAAUUGAUAAAAAGUAUAACACUGUUGAGAUUCGAAGAGAUAGAGAGUACAAAGAGUAUGACCCUUUCAUUAUGGCACAUAAUGUUAGGCAAGUUUAUUAUGUACCUUAUCCUUCAAUUACCCCACGGAAACGAGAAUGGUGUGUUGUAAUCAAGUCCAACCCAAUGGGUCACAUUGAGACUGAUGAGUUAAUGGAAGAUGUUGCAUACCAACAUGAUGAGAUUUCACCUGUUAAUGAGGUAAUUGAAACUGAGGAGAUUGUAAGUUUGUGUGAUACUGCAGUUGAGGGUCAACAAAUUGACGCAAGUAUCUUGUUGUCAACAAAUCCUAUUGAAGAAGAGCAUGAAGAGCUAGGAGAGUCUGAAGACAAUAAUAUCAGAUGCGAUGAAGACAAUGAAGAUUAUGAUGAUGAAUGA